This is a messenger RNA of Centruroides sculpturatus (bark scorpion), 1525 nucleotides long. RefSeq names its product ileal sodium/bile acid cotransporter-like. Gene Ontology annotation, biological process: bile acid and bile salt transport. The record is from RefSeq and is a predicted model, not a curated record. Gene Ontology annotation, cellular component: membrane. NCBI's taxonomy places the organism in Eukaryota, Metazoa, Arthropoda, Arachnida, Scorpiones, Buthidae. The transcript is spliced from 5 exons. Bases 499 to 1473 code for a protein of 324 amino acids. Gene Ontology annotation, molecular function: bile acid:sodium symporter activity.
UAUAAAUUUAUUAUUAUUAUUUUCUAGACAAAAUCCAGGAUAAGUUUAACGAUAUAAAAAUUUGAAAACAAGAAUUUUUAAUUAAAAAUUCCUACCAAAACAAAUUAAAGUUUUGUUACAUAUCACAUGAUUCUUUUUACAUUCACGUCAUUAGCUGAAUUUAAAAUAUUACUAUUUUACUCGUUUAAACAGAUAAAUAUUUUUAAUAUAUCCAUUUAUUCCUGUGUCGACCGAGCGAAUAAAGUAGACUGUCACGUGUUUGCACCUCACCAGGUUUUCUACAUGUCUUCUGUUUAAGUGAAUAAGUCGACACGGGAAUGCCCUUCUUUGCAGAUCCCCAAGUGUUGAGCCGUUUUAAUGCUUCAACCCCAUUUAUUUUUCUGUCGUUUUAGGUGACCUAUAAACUGAAAAUAAAAUAAAUAUUAUUAAAAUGAGUGAUAAAACUUAACGAUAAUAUUCUGAUAUGCUAUAGUAAAGUCUGCGCUUUGAAGAAGCAUAAUGAAUAGAACUGAAGAUUCUCUCUAUUCAAAUUCAACAGUUAAUUUUACAAACAAUACAAUCAAUGACGAUCUUCGUGCAGCUCAUAAUGUUCUCAUGAUUAUUUUGAUCACAUCGAUUAUGAUUGCAAUGGGUGCUGAUAUUUGUUGGAAACAGAUUUGGAUGCACGUUCGAAAGCCAUUUGGACCAAUAAUAGGUGUCCUUUGCCAAUUUGUGAUGAUGCCAUUGGUCGGUUUCAUAUAUAAUAAGAUAUUCAAAUUUGAACCUAGAAUAGCAGCGGGAUUACUUAUAAUGUCGUGUUGCCCAGGAGGGGCAGUAUCUAAUGCUUUUGCUUAUUAUUUAAACGGUGAUGUUUCUUUAAGUGUCACCAUGACUACUGUAUCUACCAUUUUAGCAUUAGGCAUGAUGCCUCUUAAUGUUUGGAUAUAUGGAAUCAGGAUAGAAUCUAAUGCUUUAAUUAUACCUUAUAAUAAUAUUGCUUUAUCAUUGAUAAUCGUCACCUCUCCAGUGUUGGUAGGUAUGGCAAUUAAAUGGAAAGUUCCGAAAGUAUCUGUCUAUGUUACUAAGGGAGGAAGUGCUAUAGGUUUUGCACUUAUUAUAGUUGUAUUAACAAUAGAUUUUGUCGUGUAUCAAGAGUUUUUAUGUCAUAUAUCAUGGAGACUUAUUGUAACAUGUAUAAUUAUGCCUAUAACCGGGAUUCUAUUGGGAUAUUUCAUAGCUUUUAUUUGUAGAAGAUCAAAUGCCAUUUGUAAAACCAUAGCGAUUGAAAGCGGAAUACAAAAUGCGGCUGUAGUGUUUAGUGUUAUUAUUUUAUCUUUUGAUAUGAAGAAAUAUUUUACAGUUCUUUUAAUUCCAUUGUUUUAUGCAACGUUUCAAUUUGUUAUAUUUUCUGUCUUUUGUUUCUCUUAUAACAUUUAUGUUAAGUGUAAAAAGAAAAACGAAGCGGUUCAGAACACGGAAAACAACUUAAUCUGAAAAAGUGAUUUUAUUUGGAAAAAUAUGUUUAAAUUUUGUUUUUUAUUUUAAA